Molecule: messenger RNA, 599 nt
Organism: Branchiostoma belcheri (Belcher's lancelet)
Lineage: Eukaryota; Metazoa; Chordata; Leptocardii; Amphioxiformes; Branchiostomatidae
Product: histone H2B-like
Exons: 1
Coding region: 1-360 (119 amino acids)
Biological process (GO): nucleosome assembly
Cellular component (GO): nucleosome
Molecular function (GO): protein heterodimerization activity; structural constituent of chromatin; DNA binding
Source: RefSeq, a predicted model, not a curated record
AUGCCGCCUCAAGGAAGAGGAAAAGCCGCCAAUAAGGCCGGAAAGGCCAGGCCCGCUGGAGCCAAGGGCAAGAGGAGGAGGAGGGAGUCCUUCGGUGUCUACAUCUACAAGGUCCUCAAGCAGGUACACCCUGACACCGGUGUCUCCAGCAAGGCCAUGGGCAUCAUAAACUCCUUCCUCAACGAUAUCUUCGAGCGUAUCGCUGGCGAGGCUUCCCGCCUGGCUCACUACAACAAGCGCUCCAUCAUCAGCAGCCGGGAGAUUCAGACCGCCGUGCGUCUGCUGCUGCCUGGCGAGCUGGCCAAGCACGCCGUCAGCGAGGGCAUCAAGGCCGUCACCAAGUACAUCAGCUCCAAGUAAACUGCCUGACCCCCCGAGCAGUAUACCCCGGCCCUUUUCAGGACCACCCACAUCUUCCAGAAAGUCCCGUAUCGUGUCUCGAAAAUCUUGCAUUUUCAACACUGAUCAGUUGUUUAUGAAGUGCAGAGGAGAGUCUUGAAGAUCAUCUCUCUGGGUGGAAGGAGGAAUGUUCCCGACCUCCCAACACUUCGAGAAAGACGUGAACUCGCGGUUGUCAAGUUGUUCAAGUGUAUGCUCAG